Molecule: messenger RNA, 1015 nt
Organism: Danio rerio (zebrafish)
Lineage: Eukaryota; Metazoa; Chordata; Actinopteri; Cypriniformes; Danionidae
Gene: bloc1s2
Product: biogenesis of lysosomal organelles complex 1 subunit 2
Source: RefSeq, marked validated
CGGUCCUGCUCAUGUGAUGUGAAAAUGGCCGCUACGGGGGAUGAGGCCGCGGCGAUGGACAGCAUCAGUAAAGCACCGGCUCCCCCGACAGAGCUCAACCUCACAGCCGAGCCCGAGAACAGCAGAGAGGCGACCACCAGCGACACGACAGAGAACCAGAAACCCAAAAGACCCAGUAAUAACAAUGACGGAGGUGUGGAGACAGCAGAAGAAGCCACUGAACCCGCUGAACCAGAUAUCAAUGAGCUCUGCAGAGACAUGUUCGACAAAAUGUCGGUUUUCUUGCAGGGAGAGCUCACUGCUACCUGUGAGGACUACAAACUCCUGGAGAACAUGAACAAACUCACCAGUUUGAAGUACAUGGAGAUGAAGGACAUAUCUAUCAACAUCAGCCGAAAUCUGCAAGACCUCAAUCAGAAAUAUGCCAGCUUGCAGCCUUAUCUGGAUCAGAUUAACCAGAUCGAAGAGCAGGUUACAGCUCUGGAACAGGCAGCUUAUAAACUAGACACUUAUUCAAAAAAACUGGAGGCCAAGUUUAAGAAACUGGAGAAGCGGUGAAAAUGAUCACUCCGUCAUACUCAUCCUCAAUGUUUUUACAAGCCUCUUAGUGAUCAUGUCUAUUUUAUGUACUAAGCAAUCACCAAACCAUCAUCACUAUGGCACUGUCACACCCUCCAAGUUAUAGCAUUAAGUACAUCACACAGUGAAUGCUCCUUUAUUGUUCACAAGAGUUAAGACUGUAAAGAACAGAUUUCCUGAUUUCAAAAUCCACAUUUACAAUACAAAGCAUGAAUACAGAAAAACCUGUAGAGUGUAUUUAAAAUGGCCUAAUUUAUGUUGUUCAAGAUGAUUAUUUCUGUUCAAUUUUCUGUGACUUAUGAACUUUUCGUAUGCCUGUGAUUAAAAAAGAGAAUGUUUUGUUAAGCAUUUGUAUUACUGAAUAAUUAUUUUCAAUAGUAUUAAUAAACCUAAAAUGUCAGCUCGUCAAUUUUUGGAAUAAAAAUAACUGAUAUUA